AUGGAUGCGGCCGAAGAGCGCGCCUUUGACCUGGCGCUGCACCUUGCACAAAGCGAAGAACGCAAGGAUCCGUCGGAUGUAACUGCACCCGAUUUACUGAUUCUCAAUCAGCCAAUUAGCGACUUUGCUGUUUUUGCACAACUAUGGACUCGGUCGAGGUACCGAUUGUGCGCGGAUGGCGGUGCCAAUCGUCUGUAUGAUAUGUUCUGCGGUGAGCUUAAGGCGCGUAGAGACGAUUUUAUACCAGAUUCGAUUCAUGGGGACCUUGAUUCGUUGCGGGACGAUGUGCGAUCCUACUAUGCUAACCGUGGGGCUGAAGUUUCUCAAGAUCCCGACCAAUAUAGCACAGAUUUCGGGAAGGCCAUGCAGAAAAUCACUGCUAACCACUCUCCCGCAUCACUCGAAGCUCGAGAAGUUCUUGUGCUUGGGACUUUGUCUGGACGGGUUGAUCAAGGCCUUGGAAUGCUACAUGAGAUGAUCCGUGAAGAGACCAUGGAUCCCCGCUUGCGACUAUGGUUGUACUCUGAAACAAAUGUAUCCUUCAUCUUAAGGGAUUCCCAGAACGUUAUUAAGGGUGCGCUAUCAAGUCGAAGCUUUACUGAGAAUGUUGGCAUUCUUCCCGUCUAUGGUCCUGCAACAAUCAGUACGGCUGGUCUCGAGUGGAACGUCCAAUCCUGGCCAACACAGAUGGGACACCAAGUUAGCACUAGUAACCACGUGAAGGCAGACGAGAUACACAUCUACACGGAUACCCCAGUUCUCUUCACGAUAGAACGGGCGAGUAUGAGUACGGACGAUCGUGGAACGGCAGCGCAAUAA
Paraphaeosphaeria sporulosa is the source of this 819-nucleotide messenger RNA. RefSeq names its product thiamine pyrophosphokinase-like protein 1. Lineage: Eukaryota; Fungi; Ascomycota; Dothideomycetes; Pleosporales; Didymosphaeriaceae. Gene Ontology annotation, biological process: thiamine metabolic process; thiamine diphosphate biosynthetic process. Gene Ontology annotation, molecular function: ATP binding; thiamine diphosphokinase activity; thiamine binding. The record is from RefSeq and is a predicted model, not a curated record. The transcript is spliced from 2 exons. Bases 1 to 819 code for a protein of 272 amino acids.